AAUAAUUAAAUAAAUAUUUCUCUGUUCUCCCUCACCGACCCUAGUCUCUUUCUCAUUCGUGCUUGUUUUGGCAGCGGUGGAGAAGACGAAGCCAAGUCGGUGGUGUCUCGGAGGAUGAACGGCGGGCCUUCUGGUUUCCACAAUGCUCCGGUCACGAGAACCUUUGUUGUCGCCAGCGCGCUCCUCACGGUCCUCUUGAGCCAUUCUCUUCGUCUCGGAUUAUCCUAUGAGGACAUUUUUGAAAAGUUUCGAUUUUGGAGGUUAAUUGUUUCAUCUCUUGCCUUCUCAUCUACGCCGGAGUUGAUGUUUGGGCUGUAUCUGCUCUAUUAUUUCAGGGUGUUUGAGAGACAGAUUGGUUCUAACAAGCAUUCGGUGUUCAUUGUAUUCUCUAUGAUGGUGUCAUUAUUACUAGAGAUGCUUACUUUGACAUAUCUUCCAGAUCCGUCUUUAAAGAUACUUGUAUCUGGACCAUACGGACUUAUAUUUGCCUCUUUUGUGCCUUUCUACUUUGAUAUUCCUGUUUCAUCUCGGUUUACUAUAUUCAGCUUACAGUUAAGUGACAAGUCAUUCAUAUAUUUGGCUGGUCUUCAGCUUCUUUUUUCAUCCUGGAAACGGUCUCUUAUACCUGGCAUAUGCGGUGUAUUGGCUGGUUCCUUAUACCGUCUAAAUGCUUUUGGCAUACGUAGAGUAAAGUUUCCAGAUGCUUUUACGGAUUCUCUGUCAAGGCUAUCAUGGCCUUCUGGUAAUUCAAGGCAGACUUCAUCAAGUGCCAAUGUUAUAGGAAGCAUACCAUCUUAUCCUGGUCAUCAAGUGGAGGGAGACGACUUUUUUCCUACUGGAGUUGCAGUUCAGGAGCCUUUAGAGUCUGCUGUUGCCACACUGGUCUCUAUGGGGUUCGACAGCACUUCUGCCAGGCAUGCCCUUGUUCAGGCUAGGAGUGACGUCAAUGUCGCGACUAAUAUUCUACUUGAAGCACAAACCCAUUAGUAUGAGCACCAAAACUUGUCAGCAAGCCGAGCAAUUUGAUGUAAUGUAUAUAUUUCCAUAGUAGCGAGUUUGAAAAAGAAAAGAUAAAUUGUUUCGAAGUGGUCUGUUAUAAUGAUUUCGGAAUUAGCAAUUGAAACAAUGGCUGCACAGCAUACAAAAUCUUUUCCACCAGUUGAUUUCGUAGUUCUAAAAUUGCUGGCAAUUGUCUGAUACUGUUUUUGAUAGCUGGAGUUUUUCUCAUUCUGUAAGUAUGACAUGCUUUGAAGAGAAACAGGAAUUCUCCAUGCUUUGCAAAA
Molecule: messenger RNA, 1283 nt
Organism: Dioscorea cayenensis subsp. rotundata (Guinea yam)
Lineage: Eukaryota; Viridiplantae; Streptophyta; Magnoliopsida; Dioscoreales; Dioscoreaceae
Product: rhomboid-like protein 20
Exons: 8
Coding region: 115-987 (290 amino acids)
Cellular component (GO): membrane
Molecular function (GO): serine-type endopeptidase activity; protein binding
Source: RefSeq, a predicted model, not a curated record